Messenger RNA from Manis pentadactyla (Chinese pangolin), 769 nucleotides. RefSeq lists its product as uncharacterized. NCBI's taxonomy places the organism in Eukaryota, Metazoa, Chordata, Mammalia, Pholidota, Manidae. Bases 1 to 762 code for a protein of 253 amino acids. The record is from RefSeq and is a predicted model, not a curated record. The transcript has 3 exons.
AUGGAACAGAUCUUAAUAGAAAACUUGUACUAUGGGCAUCAGGUUAAUGCUUAUGAACUUGAAGAAAAACAUAUUCUUCGGCCUGCGCCGGCGGCUGAGCCUCGGGCCCCAGCUCCAGAUGGCACCCCACUCCUAGCACUCCUGCCCGAGUCCCUGUGGUCUGCAGCUGUGGAAACCAAGGUUUCUUACGCAGACCGUGGCCCCCAGCCCGGAAAAUUCGAGGCAGUCCUCUGUCCGCUGGCGCGCGGGCAUGAUCUCUACGCCUACAAAAUCCGCAGUGACUGCCACUGGCAAAGCCCCUUCUGCAGAGCGAGCCCCCCCACCCCUUGCACCCCAGCAGCCCGCCCGGGUGUGGCUGGAAGCUGGAGUCCCCCGGGACCGCUGACCCUGCGUCUUGGAAAGGAGUCCCGGACCGACCCAGGUCGCGCUCAGCCCUUGGGCCUCGCUCGGGGCCAGGCUCCCAGGCGGCGUGGCUGGUCAACAGACUGGCGAGCACCGCACCCCGGUGUGAAUUUCUCCCGCGUGAGCGUGCGCGUGGCACUGGCUCUGCGGUCCCUGGGUCGCAGCGCUUCCCUUUCCCAGGCCGCCCCCUCCAGGACCGCGCGGGCACCCAGGGCUCCGCAGCCGCCCGGCUUGGCAACCAUUUCACGUCCGUGGGCCCCGGCCUGCGAGCCUGGAGGCUGGAUCCAGCACGAGUCCAGCGCGGCCAGCCGCACUGCGCGCGGGGAGAAGGGCCCAGAUGCCAACGGUACCCGGCUUUGAGGGUCGA